UACAAGAAGCCAAAACAAUUCGAACAAAAAUCAGAAUCAUUGCCAAUGUCUAAAUAUUUUCGUAAAAUAAAAAUUUUCUUCAUGGAUAAAUAAUGAUAUUUUUAUGAAGUCAAAAUUGUACAGUUUACAGUAAUAUCAGUACACAAUAAAAAUGACUCAAUUAAUUGAUAGUUUGAGAUCAAAAGGCUAUGUGUCCCAGACUGAACUGGAAGAGAUGCGAGGUUGUGAUGGGAUUCUGCCGUUGAGCCCGUACCCGACUGGGAGGCUGGUCAUACGGUUCUUGCAAGAGAAGGCAGAUGGAGCCACGUUGACUGAAAUCCUCCAGCACCUGCGGACCCAGUACCACAAAGACUCGCGAGAUUUACCCAACGCCGUACAGUCUAUUCUUGAGAGUGGAACAGCAAUGGGAUUUCUUGAGAGAAAAGGAUCAUGUUUCGUAAAUUGGUUAGCUCGGGAGCAGUGUUGCAGUCAUUCGCGACGCCGUCGCCGGCGGCGCCGGCGCGGGGGCUGCAGUUGCCGCCGGCGCAGCCGCAGCCGGCGCCGCCGCCGCCGCCGCCGCUGCAACCAACGCCGCUGCAACUGCCGCCGCCGGCGCCGCCGCCGCUGCUGACAGCCACCUCUGCCAGAGCCCAAGCCCUGGCAGAUCAAACGCCGCUGUCGCCAACAGACUUAGGAGGGGCAGGGAUAAUUGUCAAAACAGUUAUUAUUAUUAUCAUUAUAUAGUAAAUUUGGUGCUGUCAUAAUUUCCGUAGUGAAACCUGUGUUUACUAUUUAACGACUUACAAUUUCACUAUGUAACGUUGUAUUAUUUAGCUUCUUGGCACCACUUUGUUAUGAUUCUUAGACUUUUGUAAUAUCACGGUUUAGACAAUAUCCCUGCGACAUAACUACGUAUAUUAUGCAAUCUGGCGAUAAAUAUCUGCUUGCUAUUUCGCGCUAACCUAAGUGAAAUUGCAGCAUUAGGUAUCGAAUGUGGACUGAACUAUUGGAAUACUUAAAAUGUGUAAUGAUAGGACGCACCGCAGUAUGCAGCUUGUUGAGUUCAAGAUGACCUCCAGCUUUUUUAUCUGAUUUUGUGAUGGUUUUACUUGUGGUGUUAAAAAUGUGCAUGUGCAUUGUGGAAAUUUAAUAAAUGUGUAUGGUGUUAU
Plodia interpunctella (Indianmeal moth) is the source of this 1148-nucleotide messenger RNA. RefSeq lists its product as uncharacterized. The record is from RefSeq and is a predicted model, not a curated record. NCBI's taxonomy places the organism in Eukaryota, Metazoa, Arthropoda, Insecta, Lepidoptera, Pyralidae. The transcript has 2 exons. The coding region runs from base 152 to 610 and encodes 152 amino acids.